Molecule: messenger RNA, 1768 nt
Organism: Spinacia oleracea (spinach)
Lineage: Eukaryota; Viridiplantae; Streptophyta; Magnoliopsida; Caryophyllales; Amaranthaceae
Exons: 8
Coding region: 321-1439 (372 amino acids)
Biological process (GO): dolichol-linked oligosaccharide biosynthetic process
Cellular component (GO): endomembrane system
Molecular function (GO): GDP-Man:Man(1)GlcNAc(2)-PP-Dol alpha-1,3-mannosyltransferase activity
Source: RefSeq, a predicted model, not a curated record
UGUUAUGGAGGAGGUUUCUGAAUUGUUGGGUUUAAGAAAAAAGAAGACACACUUCGUGUUGUUUAUGUUGCGCCAAAAAUGACGAAAAUACCCCUUGUCGAUUUAUAAUAAGAAAUACUUUAUGGACUAAUCUUAUCCCUAAUUGAAAAAAAUCGCUCACUUUCUCUACCCUUUUUCGGCUCCUGAGUUCUGUGAUCGACGACGACAAUGGCGAAGAAGGAAAGCUCUAAGUUGAAGAUAGCAAUCAUACAUCCAGAUCUCGGAAUAGAAACUUCUUGUAUUUUGCAGGGGGUGCGGAGAGAUUGAUUGUUGAUGCUGCAAUGGAACUAGCAUCCAUCGGGCACAGUGUGCAUAUUUUCACAUCACAUCAUGACAAGAACCGAUGUUUUGAAGAGACUGUUAGCGGUGUCUUUCCCGUCACUGUGUAUGGAGAUUUCUUACCACGGCAUAUUUUUUAUCGGCUCCAUGCUGUCUGCGCUUAUCUCCGAUGUCUUUUUGUUGCACUUUGUGUUCUGCUCAUGUGGCCAUCAUUUGAUGUUAUAUUGGCCGACCAAGUCUCCAUUGUGAUUCCAGUAUUGAAGCUUAAAAAAUCAAUAAAGGUUGUCUUUUAUUGUCAUUUUCCGGAUCUUCUUCUGGCUAAACAUACUACUUUACUUAGGAAAAUAUACCGAAUGCCUAUAGAUUUUAUUGAAGAAAGGACAACUGGGAUGGCGGAUCUUGUCUUGGUAAACAGUAAGUUUACUGCAUCAACUUUUGCGAGGACUUUUAAGCAUCUAGAAGCUGGUGGAGUUCAACCUUCAGUUCUGUACCCAGCAGUUAAUCUCGACCAGUUUGGUCAACCACAUGCAUCUAAAAUGAACUUUCUGUCAAUCAACCGCUUCGAGCGAAAGAAGAAUAUUGGUUUGGCAAUUUCAGCAUUUGCCAGGCUUCUCGCCCUUGACGGCAAUAAUGCAAAUGAUGUAACCCUGACUAUUGCAGGGGGUUACGAUAAAAGGCUGAGGGAAAAUGUGGAAUACUUGGAGGAACUCAAAUUCUUAGCGCAAAGGGAAGGAGUGGCAGAUCGAGUUGAUUUUGUGACAUCUUGCUCCACUAGCGAAAGAAACACACUUCUUUCCCAAUGUCACUGUGUCCUUUAUACUCCACAGGAUGAGCACUUUGGCAUUGUACCUUUGGAGGCGAUGGCAGCCUACAAACCAGUCAUUGCGUGUAACAGCGGAGGACCAACAGAGACUAUUAAGCACCAAGUCACAGGAUUUCUUUGUGAGCCUACUCCAGAGGAGUUCUCCUUGGCUAUGAGUAAACUCAUUCAAGAUCCUAAAUUAGCAGAAAGUAUGGGUGUGGAAGCCCGUCAGCAUGUCGUAGAAUCGUUUUCUACCAAGGUUUUUGGUCAGCAACUGAACCGGUACGUUCUUGGUGUUGCCAGAGGAAAACGUGAUUGAAAAUAUCUUAAAACUUUGGUUGAUCUUGUAACCAACAUUCACGCCUUCACGGGUAGAUUCUAUGCGCAUGAUCUUGUAGACUGCCUCUUCUCCCAAUUUGUUCGACCCUCUUCCAGUUUAGUCUAGCCGAAAAUCUCUAGUCUGCCUUAAUUUUUUUUUUUUAAGGGGAAAGUCUGGUUUAAUUUGAUCUAGUUUGAUUCGAACUUAGUAUAAGGUUUCGUAAAUAACGAAUGGGCUUAUGAAGUAUGACAACUUAAUCGUGUUCAUUACUGUUUUUUGUGUAUCAGUUUGACAGUCUGGUUAUAUAUGAGAAGCCAUAUAUUUAUAUC